Messenger RNA from Paramecium tetraurelia, 1002 nucleotides. RefSeq lists its product as uncharacterized. The transcript is spliced from 2 exons. The record is from RefSeq and is a predicted model, not a curated record. Lineage: Eukaryota; Ciliophora; Oligohymenophorea; Peniculida; Parameciidae.
AUGAGACCACAGUCUCCCAAAUUUUUUCAAACUCAGACUAUUGCAACAACUAGAGUUGUCAAUUCCCCACCCAAAGACAAGCGUCAUGAUUCUUGUGGUAGAUUAGCAAAGGUUACAACCUAUUAAUCAAGGCCUAAAACCACUCUCACCACUACUACGUAUAGACCUGUUAUAGAGACUAGGACUGUAAAGUUGUGUACAGAAAAAAAGUGUUAAGGACAUGAAACCUUAAUUGAUUAAUUGACAUAAGAAAAUAAUAAAUUAAAUUAAAGAGUAAAUGAACUUUAAAAUGAAUUAGAUCAGUAGGUGGAGAAAUAUGAAGGCGAAUAAUAAGUUUGGGUUAACACAAGCUUGGAAACUGAGAGCAAGAUAAAACUACUAGAAGAAACCUAAAAAAAUCACAAGCAAGAAGUUUCUUAUCUAAAUUCAGAGCUUAAUACUUUUAAAUCAUAGUUCUAAUAUUAGGAUGAUUAAAUCAGAUUCUUAUCCUCAUAGUUAAAAUAGCAAGAAGUACUUGAAAACAAAAUUGCUCUAUUGAGUUCUGAGAUUGAAAGACUUCAAUACGUGAUUGAAGAUAAAAAUGAAGGCAUUUCACUAUUGAAAUUUAGAGUUCAAGAUUAUGAAAAGCAAUUGUAAGUGGGGUAAAAUGUGAUUGAGGAUAGGAACCAUUUAAUCUAAGAAUUGUAAUAGAAAUAUAAUCAUUGCGAACAAGAACUCCUAUUUUCAAAUAACAUAAUCCAUGAGCUAAAAUUUGAAAUUACACAAAAAGACUCAUAAACAUAAUAAAUGCUAGCUUAAAAAGAUUCAUUAAUGUAAACAUAUAGAGAGAAUCUGGAAUUGUUAGAAAAGAAAUUAGCAUAAUCUCAAUAAAAUGAAUAAUUAUUGUAAGAUCAAAUAGAUAAGACUGAAAAGGAAAGAGAAGAUAUAAACAAUAAGGUUCAAUAACUUGAAACAGAAUUAAAUGAAUAUAGAGAAUAAAACUAUAAUUAAAUUUUAUAGUGA